AUGGACGUCUACAAUGCUUUCUUGAAUGGCAGCCUGGAUGAAGAAAUUUAUAUGUCACUUCCUCCCGGAUAUGGAGAUGGUAGAGACACACGAGUAUGCAAACUAAAAAAAUCACUUUAUGGGCUAAAACAAGCCCCUAGAAAUUGGUUUGCAAGGUUUUCAGAAGUAUUGCUAGCUUUUGGCUUUGCUCAGUCAAAGUGUGAUCACUCACUUUUCAUCUUCAAAAAGGAGAAUACAAUCAUGGCAGUGCUUGUCUAUGUAGACUAUCUCAUAAUCGCUGGGAACCACUUGGAGAAGAUUGAAAAAUUCAAGAAAUACUUAAGUGAACACUUUAAAAUGAAGGAUUUAGGCAUCGUGAAAUAUUUCCUUGGGCUAGAAUUGGCAAGAUCGAAGAAAGGGAUAUUCUUGUCCCAACGAAAAUACACAUGCGAUGUCUUGGAUGAGGUGGGGUUAAUUAAUGCAAAACCAGUUGAAGUUCCAAUGGAGCAUAGAAAAGAUUUAUCAGUGGAUGGUGGUGAGUUGCUAAAGGAUCCAACGGCCUAUCGACGUCUGGUAGGAAGGUUAAUUUACUUAACCAUAACCAGACCUGAUAUUACUUUUGCAGUACAUACUCUUAGUAGGUAUAUGCAACAACCUUCCGUUGCACACUACAAAGCAGCUUUGAGGGUGUUAAAGUAUCUAAAACAAAGUCGUGGCCAAGGACUGUGGUUUCCAUCAAAUGAAGACUUUCAACUCACUGCAUAUUGUGAUGCUGAUUGGGGUGCUUGUAAAGAGACAAGGAGGUCUAUAACAGGCUAUUGCAUCUUCUUAGGAGGCAGCUUAAUUUCAUGGAAAUCUAAGAUGCAGCGUACUGUGUCAAGGUCAUCUGCUGAAGCGGAAUAUCGCUCCAUGGCAGACACUAGUUGUGAAAUCUUAUGGUUGAAAUAUCUGCUUUCAGAUUUUCAGGUGAAUCACCCACAACCGGUGGACUUACUUUGUGACAACAAACCAGCCAUACAAAUUGCUGCUAAUCCGCUAGCUGACUUGUUUACAAAGGCACUGCUAAAAGAUCAAUUUCAGUCGUUGAAGUCCAAACUGAGCAUUUGUGAUCUGCAUGCUCAGUUUGAAGGAGGAGUGUUGAAGCAAUUCUGA
Nymphaea colorata (pocket water lily) is the source of this 1131-nucleotide messenger RNA. RefSeq lists its product as uncharacterized. Bases 1 to 1131 code for a protein of 376 amino acids. The transcript has 2 exons. Lineage: Eukaryota; Viridiplantae; Streptophyta; Magnoliopsida; Nymphaeales; Nymphaeaceae. The record is from RefSeq and is a predicted model, not a curated record.